Molecule: messenger RNA, 2298 nt
Organism: Funneliformis geosporum
Lineage: Eukaryota; Fungi; Glomeromycota; Glomeromycetes; Glomerales; Glomeraceae
Source: the annotation of a GenBank genome assembly
AUGGGAGAUUCAAGAACCCAUACAAUGUCAUCAUCGGUUACUUCUCGUGCACCUCCUGAAAUUCUUGGUAGUGCAAUCUUUUCGAAAAUCCGAUGCUAUUUAAAACCCGAACAAAUUAGUCGGAGAAUAUUUGCAAGGCCUAAAAUCCUAGUCGAGAUUUAUUACAAUCAAACUCGACAAUGUACAACAAAAUCCGAAAUGUAUGUGCUUAAUCAUGAUAAGACUAAAAAAAGAGCUAAUUGGAAUGAGCAAAUAUUUUUUAAAGUUUCCAAUAUGGCGACAGAAUUCCAUAUUAUCGUUUAUAAUACUGCUGUUAGUGGCCCUGAAGGGAUAUUGGGCGAAGUUAUUGAAAAAUUUGAUAACUUUGAACUAUUUAAACAUGAAGAAAAUCGAAUUACUUUGCCAUUGAAAAAAUUUCCAAGAGAUGAACAAAUUGGUGAAGUUUUUUUUAUUCUUCAUAUGUUAUCAAAUAAAUCUCCAAGAUAUAUGAUGGAGCGGAUCAGUGACCCGGCUAAUCGCGCAAAAAAGAUUGGAAUACUUCUAAUCAAUCUUAUCACGUACAAAAAUCUUGCUGGAAGACGAGGGGCAUUGGAAAUUAAAUUAAAUGAUGAAAGUCAGUCUACAGAAGGAUACUGGAACACAACAGGGAAAUGGGUAUAUCCUAUUGCAUUGAGUAUUAUUGCUAAGCCGACUCUCGACUUGGUAAUUCAAUGUCGUUAUACCGAACAUGAACGUGCCUCGACGAGAAUUUGCCUUGGCCCAGAUGGAAGUCAUGAGCAUAUAUGGAAACGUUUAAUGGACGGUCCUUAUGAAAUGAAGCAUAUUUCUUUACAUGAUAAUGAUCAUGAUGCUGCGAAAAUUGGACUGAAAUUACAACCUGAACGUAGACCAUCUACUAAUUCGUCGAGAUAUCGAAUUAAUAGAAAUAAUAAUCCUAAUUUCUCAACGUCUCCUGAUAGUAAUAUUUCUAGACCAAUUAAACCCCAAUUAACACCAGAAACCUCUGGUACACCACCAAAUCCUAAUAAUCACCAUCGAAAGUACAGCACUUAUGAUGACGAUCUUGAAUCGCAAUAUUCACACGUCCCUGUCAAUUAUUCACCACCAAGAUCUGUAGUUGACAUGGACUAUGAUACAAGUUUACAUAAUAAAGGUUCCUUUAGUUCUUCCACUGGAUCACCAACUUAUCCUCCAACUCCUCCACAAAGUUCACAAAGCAUUAAUCCUAAUAGUCACACGAGUCCUACUAAUUCGAUUUUCAGCAGUCCACCACGAAAACAACAUACAAUGUCAUCACCUCCGCCUGAUCCCGCACAAAAUCCACACCCUAAAAAUGAUGGACUUAGGUUCGUCUGUCAACGUUAUGUGAUAGUCAACCAAUUGCGUUUGGGUAGAAGAAGAGAAGAAAACAAUUUACUUUACAAGGGGAAUCAUAUCCUGAGCGGGCUAAAUGUUAUAAUAAAAGAAUUUAAUUCGAAGAUAUCAUGGGAGAUAGAGACGCAAUAUUUGAAAGAAUUGGCUUCCAAACACUUGGUAAGGUGGGUGGAUAAGAGCUCAAAUGAAAGUACAAGAGAAUAUCUUAGUAUCACAGAGUAUUAUGGUAGGGCUUUGCAAUUAGAGGCACGAAAAUUUAAUAAUGAAAGUUCCAGACGACAAAUUUUUAAAUCUAUUUGUGUAGCGAUAGAAUGGAUUCAUAGCAAAGACGUUGUACACUUGGAUUUAAAUCCCUCGAAUAUUAUUUGUAAAGAGGGUAAAGAAAAUUACAAAAUCAGAAUAUGUGAUUUUGAGACGUCACGACAGAUUGGGGAAAUACUUCAAGUCCAACCUAUCCUUUCUGAAACUCAAUCAAUUCGUUCAUACGAUACACGAUAUUCCAGCUCGCAAAAUCAAAUAUUUCAGCAACAACUCACAAUAUCAUAUACAUGUCCUGAAUUGUUGUUGUUGGAUUAUGAAGAUAGCUUUGCUAGCAAUCAAAAUAACGAAGUCGAAGUUGAUUUUAACCAAGAUAUCUAUAGUUUGGGACUCAUCCUCUAUUUCCUAUAUAGCAAUAGAACCUUAUAUGGUUCAAUAGAAGAAUUUCAUGAAAAACUUUCAGGAUUUGAAGAUAGAAUUAGAAAAGAAAUUGAAGAUAAUAGAGUGACGGACCUUAUAUUAUCUUGUAUUAGUAUAAAUCCAAAGGAACGACCUUGCAUUGAAGACGUUUUACAGAACGCCUAUUUCAACAAAUCAAGUCGAGGUAAUAGCGGUAAAAGUUUCAGUUUGGAUGAUGGUUGUGGUGAGGAAGAGGAUUUAAGUUGA